AAUUUGUUCUAGAUUUAAAAAUCAUUUGUGGCAUCACUAGUAUAGUUAGCUCCAGUUGAGGGUGAUUUUGCAUAAUAUGUGGAUGUGGAGAGAAAAUGCUUAGUUGCUGAGAAAAUGGAGAGUAUAGGUGGGUGCAGAUAAGUUGAAGAAAAAGGUAUUUUGGUAAUUAUAAUUUCUACAUAAACUUAGUUUUUAAAACGUAAGAACAGUGAGCUAAUUUUUUUUUUUGUAAUUAUGCAUUUGGAGGUGCCACUUGAAUUGACCUUAGUACCCUUCAAGUGAUUGACAAAUGGCAAAACCGCCAACAACCGCCCACCAGUCAUGCUUUUUCUGCCUAUGACCACUUACUCGCGCGCAUGGAGCGUGGCCCGUGGCGACAUUCAAAAAUCAAAAGAGUUCCCUGGACUCACCUUCCCAACUCAUCGUAAAGCAACAACCAAACACACUCCUCUUCACCUCUCCGCCAAACUCGAUCUCCGGCCAUGUCGUCGGGCGAGGUUCGUGAUGAUUCCAAACUGAUUGAAUUGAAGGAUGAAUCCGAUUUCGAAAAAGUUCUCUCUCCCGACGGUGGUCUUGGUCUUCUCUCCGUCUGCGGCUUCGGUUCUCUGCUCUCAGAGAGAAGUGCGAGGAGCACAUUUCCGGAUCUGAUGAACUUCAGAGUUGCGAGAUUGAACAGCUUUCGACGUGUCUUCGCUCAUGUUGCUCCAAUUUUUUUUGAGCGCGGCAUCGCCAAACCAGAAACCAUGGAGAUUUCAAGCUUGAGUGUGGAGCCUUGUGAAGGGGAAACCCUUAUAGUUACUGUAUUUGAGAUUCAAAGAUCUGAGAUUCCAUCUUUUAUCAAGAGGGAGCAUGAGUUUCGAUUCUUAGCUGUCUUCCCUGAAACAUUAGAUGGGAAGCUCUUUACUACUCCAGCGGUACUUUGUGCUCGUUACAGUGAUGAGGAAUUUUUCCAGAAUAGAUGCAAAGGAAGUAAGGAGAUAUAUUUUCAGCAAUAUGGCCGCCAUAACAUCCAUAAGAUUUGGCGAGAUGAUGUUUUACCUUGCCGUGUUUAUCUUCGACACUGAAAACUAUGCUUCAAUAUGCUGCUUUUCAUAUGCACGCUGUUUGCAAUGCCAACUUUGUUGACAAAGUGAAGGUCGUUAAAUACUCUGUAGUGUGUUGGCUGCAAAGAAUCUAAGUGACGCAGCUUACAACAAUUUUCUAGAUCACACUUUCCUGGCGGACCGUAAAACAACCAUCCGUGAAUACUUGGCCACAACAGGUUCAGGCAUCAUGGAAGAGGAGCCUCCGGAAUCCCUCAGGGCUCGCUAUGGUGGUUGAUUUUAACCAGUCCGCUAAAUUUGGUAUGGGAAUAUGAUACCAACUUUCUGUUACUUUCUGAAGUUUUGUUUCAAAUUGACCUUUUUGGUCAUUAAAAUAUUACUAUUUUGGUCCUCUUCUCAAACUAUCGUCGGCGUCUCAAACUAUUGUUCAAAAUGGCCCCUUUACCAUAUAUUUUAUUUUUGUUUUUUCUUUUUAAAUUUAUUUCAAACUGCAUCUUGAAAUUACGGUUUAUUACAAAUAUAAAAACCAUGUCUUGAAAGUAUGAUUUUAAUAUACAUUUAGAAACACUUUAAUACAGCAAUUUCUAAUUCAUAUGGAAGCCUAAAAUACGGUUUCAAACUAAUUUUAAAAAAUAUAUAUUUUGGACAAUAGUUUCAAAAGAUGCUAUGAGUUAUAUCAUGCACGUAAAAUGGGCCAAUUGACCCCAAAUUCUACUUUUGGCUUAUUGUCAACAUUUAGCAUGGGAAUUUGAAAGAAAGGAAACUUUCUCGCGACUCUUUUUUUCCUUCUAGUUGGUUGAAUGGUGAGUUGGGAGUGAAUCGUGAAUCUUCUAAUAUGUCUUGCCCUUGCCUCCAGGUGGGAGAUACUGUAUACCAUAGGAGGAAGACUGAGUAAAUUGGCUCCACUGGUAUCAAAUUAAUCUCCUUGAAAUGGAUCUGCAAAACACACCCGCCAUUAGUUGAAUCAUUUUAGUUUGUAUCAUUUAAUGCGAAUGAUAUUUAAGUUUAGAAUAAUUGAAACAUGCUGCCAAACACACUCGAGCAAGAAUUUGCCUGAGUUGGAUUCUCUCUUUUUUUUCUUUCUCUGAUUGACAUGCAGCCUCAAGAAACAGUUGAAUUCUACAAUUGGAUUCAACAGUCGGUAAGAAUCGUGCCUUGUCAAUAUCCACACUUUGACAUGAUCAAACAUACACUGACGAUCAAAUUUUUUAUCUAUUGAUAUCCUGUAAUCCCUUUUCAAGCUGGUAAAAAAAAUAAGUGGAGUCUACAAUGAAUCAUCAAAGACAAAACCUGUUCGUUUUUCUCAAACACGGGUAUAUCUUUCUUCACUAUCAUCUUGUUGCUUUUUUCUUUUUUUCUUUUUCACAUAACAUAGCUACUGGCUUCCUCAUUUUCCAGUUCCCUGAUUAGCAAUUCCAUCAUCUUCUUAUACAUAGGCAUAAAAUGAUCUUUAAUCAUUGUCUUUGAGAGCCGGAGCUUACUGUACAGAUUCCUAGGUGUCUCAUAAAUAGCAACAUGUUCUUCAGCAGGGCCAGCGCCAGUGUCAUUGUCAACUGAAUCAUUGUCAUUUGAUGGGGGCAUAGAAAUAAUAUGCAUAAUCCUGCCAGGUGGAUAGAAGUGCAGGCUCUCCGAAACAUCAGAGGAGUUGGGCGUUUUGCUCUCAACUGCAUCAGCCAACAUGUUCUCCUCUUCAGUGAUUUCUAUAACUGCAGCCGCUUCUUCCUCCUGAGCCUGAACAUCGGGUUCGUCCUCCUGCCUCUGGAGCUCCUUCUCCAGUUCAUACCACAGCUCACCAUCGGUGAUGUCUUCUGUGGUGGCUGUGGUAACUUCUCUAUCACCUGGGAGGAGUGUUACCUCUUCAUCUGUGUCGUCAUUGCCUGAUCCACCACUGGAAGAGCUGCAUUCCGCUUUAUUUACAACUGAGACUCUCGUUCCCACUUCAGUCACAAGGGAUUCAGAUGUUACCUCAGAAGAUAUUAGAGAAGCCUCAGGCAAAUCCUCUUCUUUAGGGCUUGGUAGUGAGCCCACAUUGCGGCGACGUGCACCCAUGCAAGACCAUGAUGACAGAGAUGAGCGGGUCCUGACAACCGCCUCAGUGACAUUCUGUGUCACAACCUGCAAUUUGCCAAAAAAAUACUCAGGUCAUGUUAAAGAGAGACAAGAUGACCAAGAAAUUAAACAGAUAAAGGUGCAUGUUAGGUAUUUUUAGACUCAGAAAAAAAAAAUAAAAAAUGAGUCAUGUGCAGUUCAGACAUCAGAA
This is a messenger RNA of Vitis vinifera (wine grape), 3303 nucleotides long. RefSeq lists its product as uncharacterized. The record is from RefSeq and is a predicted model, not a curated record. NCBI's taxonomy places the organism in Eukaryota, Viridiplantae, Streptophyta, Magnoliopsida, Vitales, Vitaceae. The transcript is spliced from 8 exons. Bases 483 to 1064 code for a protein of 193 amino acids.